This is a messenger RNA of Endocarpon pusillum Z07020, 624 nucleotides long. RefSeq lists its product as uncharacterized. The transcript is spliced from 2 exons. The record is from RefSeq and is a predicted model, not a curated record. Gene Ontology annotation, molecular function: structural constituent of ribosome. Gene Ontology annotation, cellular component: mitochondrial large ribosomal subunit. Bases 1 to 624 code for a protein of 207 amino acids. NCBI's taxonomy places the organism in Eukaryota, Fungi, Ascomycota, Eurotiomycetes, Verrucariales, Verrucariaceae. Gene Ontology annotation, biological process: translation.
AUGGUCAGGCCGUCAACAGCACUUUCAGCUCGUUUGCGCUUGACGACCAAGCAAGUCAAUGGAGGUUACUACAAAGGCAACCGGACGGGAUCCAUGGGAGCACAUACCGAAUGGGGUGGCUACGUUAUCGACUACCGAAAAGCGCGCAACUACAAUUGUCCUGAUCUGAAGGACACCAGAUUAACGCCCUUUGUCAGCGCCCAGAUCGACCCACGAAACCUAGAUAGAGCAGCUCGCGACGACCCAACUUACAUCCCGGACCGCUCCAGCGGGAGAGCAUUCAUCGAAGCGUGGAAGAAUGAUAGUCCUGACGAAUACAGCACCAAGUUAAAAACCUGGAUGUUGUAUUUUGCGCAAGCAGAGGAACCUGCAGCCCAGCAAAGCCUAGAACACUCAGCCGAGCCAUUAGAACCAGAAGAAGCAGAUCAGACCAUGGAGUCAAUUGGCUUAGAGGACCAUUAUCACACUGGUACUCAAGGAGAUAAGGAUACGACAGCUGAGGCUGAAGAUGUGCCUGGGGAGUCUGGACGCCUGGGGCGAAAGGUCAUUACCGGGCGACGGAAGAUAUCACCCAACCCUGCGCCUCAACAGCAAGAAACUGAUCAACCGCGGCACCCCUACUAA